AGUGGUGUAAUUAAUCUGAGACGAGGAUGGUGACACGUUUCAGCCUUUCAGGUAUGUUUACAACUUUAGCAUAAAGUGCGAUUUGAAUUUCACUUUUAACAGUUCACCCUAAAAAUGUUAAAUCAUGUCAUUACAAGACUGAUCUGAAUUCUUGCUUACUGUGAGUGUUGUUUGAGUGUUCUUAUCUGUCGAGUCCUGUGCACAAGUCUCGAGCCAACCCUCAUUCCUUUUACAUUUUCAUCAUGAAAUAUAACUAUAAGGUAAGAGGGAACAAUAUAAGUGAGUUACUGAAACGUGCACACAUGAAACACAGUAUAUAAGACAAAUAGUUCGUACAGUUCUAAUAGCUUGAAAUUAAUAUUUGGUAUGGCCGCCUUUAUAUUUCGACGCACCCAGGAAUCCUUCUCCAGGCUUCUUGAAGAACAUUCAAAGCUCUCUUUGGAUGUUGGCUGCCUUUUGUUCUGCUCUCAGUCAAGAUGAUCACACACUGCUUCAAUAAUUUUGAGGUCCAAGCUCUGGGGAGGCCAAUCCAUGACUCCAUUGUGUUUUACAGAUGACUGUUGACACUCACUGUUGUACCUCUACCCUGACGUCCUUGGUACAUAUUCAUGAUAAUAAGACGUGUUGCCACUGGUUUUCAGUCCAGUUCUUGUGUAAUUUGGCAUACCUCAACAUACCUUUCUGCCUGUUUCUCUUCCUUAAGAAUAACUCCUUGAUAGCGACCCCAUUAAGACCAUUUAUGAUUCAGUGAACAUUAGAUGGAUGAAGUGAAGGCCCAGAUGAAUCUCUCCAUCUUACUUCUAAAGGACAUGACUUUCAGAUGCUGCUCAUCUGCUGUAGAUUUUUUUUUUAGCCCUGAUGCUUCUUCUUUUGUACUCCACUUGUCGAGCUUCCUCAAUUUGUUUUAGGGAGACACUGCAGACCACACCAAGAUGUGCCAAGUUUUAAGCUAAUAUCUUUUUGGAAAUGGCCUUGUUAGUGCAGAAAUCGAAUUUUACGCACGUCAAGCUGACAGUUUUCCUAUAUGCAAAUAAAGAAAUGGGAACAAUUUAUGUGUUUACAACUUCAAGUUCUUUCUAGGUUGUCUGCCACAAAACUGGUUUAACAACAACACUAGUUCAACCUUCAAGUUAAGUAUCCUUUAUUGUGUUUGAAUGAUUGAUAGGUCAGUGUUAAGUGACUUAACAAACAAACAAAAUGGUUACGUACAAGGCCUGGAUUGAAAAUGAGUGAAAAAGCAGACAAUGUCCAAGAACACUUUAACAGAUCUUCAGAAGCCUGGAGAACUAUUGCUCAAGAUCACUUUUAAAAGAAAUUACAAGCGUCUGGCUCCUUGGAAACAAAAUAUUUAAAGGGUGUCACAAGACUUAGUACUGUAUAACUGCCACCAUAGGUAUAGCACUUAACAAGAUGUCUCAUUGUUUAUUUUAUUCUGUGGCCAAGCAGUCUAGACGGCUGCCUGACUGUGAACAAUGCAGGUUCAUCCUCACCCACCAAAGUAGCAUGCCAGGUCAGAGGUCACCCUGUAACACCUGCCACUAGGGGGACAUAUGGAGUUCACAUGAAGAAGACAAUGAGGGAGUGGAGCAAUGCAGUCUGCGGGGCCCUUUAACGAAAAACUAAAGCCCUUUAGCCAGCUCUUUCCACCCUCGGGGCAGAACAUCAGCUGUAUGCUAAUUUUCACAGGGCAGCGGUGGCCUCACAGAGCAGUGAAUGUGCUGGCUCACUCUCAAAGCCAGAAAUGAUUGCGCUUCAUCUUGCAGAUGUCCUUUUACACUAAAUGAUGCCACUUAGGAUUUUUGUGUUGUACAUGUUUUGUUCCAAGUUAUCUCCAGUUUCUUCAAAAUGGCAUUUCAUUUGUUCAGUCCUCGCUCGGCCCACCUCCAGAGGGCUUUCUAAAAAUAAAGAGUGGAAAUAAGUCUCAUUUCCGGUGAGGACACAAUUUUUACAUCAGGUUCUGCUGAAAGAGAGCUCAGCUGCUGCUUCUGUUAAUACGUCAACUACAGCCAGCUAUCCUGAUAAAUGCUUGUGUUCAAAUGUACAUAAAUGUGUGGAAUAAAGUGGCAGUUUUGAUGUGUGAAAUUGAUUGCAGCAGUGAUAGUAAAGCAUCGUGAAAGGCUCUUUGUGUUUCACAGCAGGCUUAAGGCAUUAGAUGACGGGAACUGGAGGACAUAUGGGACUAAGAGUUUUGUGACCCCCUCAGCCUCCACAGGCCCAUCUGUUCCUUCAUCCUUCAGGCUUAACACUACAGGCAGUGAGGUUUUUGGGACACAGGCCCCUUUUUUCACAAGUUCUGCUGUACGACAAAUCUGGCCAACAUAUAUUCACGAAUAUUCAAAGAGUUAAGUAUUACUUGAACUGUAUCGGAUCAUCAAGAAGAUCAUUCAGCAACAUUUUCCUGAUGAUAGAGUCUGACAAAGGUCAAGGCAAAUAAUCUACGCAAGUAUAUAUCUUUCCUUUUUUCAAUUCUGUUUAUAAGGGAGUUCAGUUGCAUAUGCAUAACCAUUGGCUGCCCUAUAGGUAGGGUUAGGCCCAACCAAUCACAGCACUUCAAUCCAAUCUAAAAAGCAAAAACAGUAAAUACCUUUUGUUUCACUUUUGUGUAAGACAACCUGUGCUGUUUUUCUUGUCAGGCAGUGAAUAUUUGGCUGUCACAAAUCACCCUUGUUGGCCCUUAAUUGUUAAAGCAAGUUACAUCCUUCCUCUCUGCCAUCAGUACUUGUUUCAGCGUUGACAAAGACUGACAUUUUUCAUGAUUUCACUGAAAGCAGAUGUGAUGAAAUUGGACAAUAAAGUAAUUUGUUUGUUUGUUUGUUUUUCUUUUUACAAGAAGUUACCAUAUUGAAGCUAAUGGUGUUUGCAGUUUUAAAUUUCCUCAAUUUUUCAGCCCUGGAAGUUCUCACUUUUACUGACUUAACUUUGAAUGAUUCUUUAAAUGAACUGCCACCUGCUAAGCUUUUUGGGUAAUAUAGGCAAGAGGCUUUGACAAGGUUUGAAAAGUGCAAGUGAGAAACAAACAAACAACUGUGUCUGCCUUAUCAAUUUUUUGCAAGCUGCCCAUUAUGAGUCCAGCAAUACAUGUAUGGUACUGAAUCCAGUGUAAUUUUCAUAAUGCUAUUUUCUCUUCCCUUUUAAGCCAACUAUACCUGAAGCAUCAAGAGUAACACUACUGAAAAGACCCUUCAGAGUGUUAAAUAUAUUCACAUUUGUACUCUCAAAUGUUAUUUUACCCAUGGUCCAUGUACAUAUGAUUUUCCUUAUUAUGAGUAUCACUGACACCUAUCUUGCCAUCCUCUUAGAUCCUUUGAAUAGAAACCUUUUCAUACUUUUCAGGGCAUAUCUCAUAUAAAUCCCUGCAUUGUUCAGUUCAGUAUACCCUAUCUGCAAUACAUGAAAGCAACUUUGAACUUAAAAAUGUAAAUGUACUAAAUAAAUGAUAAAUCUACUACAUUGCAAUGCAACAUUUAUGCCUUACGUGUAAAGAAGGUAAUGUAUAUAGCAGAAUCAUCUCAAGUCCUGCAUUGAAAAUGCCUGAUAUAAAGGCAUAAUCGGGACAAGUUGGGACAACUGCUGAUUACUAUUGUUGUGGAUACAGCUGCUGUUUUUGUAAUUUAUACAUAUAUUGGGUAAUACUGGUGUUGUUAACUGUGCCAGUAUAGUAUUUCUGAUAUUUAUCUGUAGUAUCACAUCAAUUUUAAAAGUGUAACGAAAACAUAGUGUAAUGAAAACUUGAACCUAUUUUAAAAGGGGAGAGGGGGGCAAGGAAGACCAAAAUAGAAAAAUAUUUGCAAUUAGUCACCAAAGCUGUCAAAUAAAUGCAGUGAAGCAGAAGUCAAAACUUUCAUAAAAAAAAAUACUUGAGUAAAGCCUGGUGAGGUAAAGUUCCGUUUAUUUCAGGCUCCGUGAUAAACUAUAGCCAUAAGGUACGAUCAGAUCUAAAUGUUCCAGCCACGAAAGUACCCCGCACUGUGCGUGCGGAUGGGAAGGAUAUCUCCGCCCAGGCACUGAUCCUAUUGGCGGAUCCCGCUGUCAAAUCCGGAGGGUCCUGCUCGGAAGGCUCCACUGAUUGGCUACAGGGGUCUGUGUGUGUGUGCAGGCAGCGCAGUCUGUUUGAAUGUGCUGGUGACUGAAGAGGAUCAUUUCCAUGGACCAUCUGUCUUACUGGCUGCGCACAAAACAAAGAAGGACCCAGGAUGGUUUUAGUGCAUGUCGGAUAUCUGGUUCUCCCCGUCUUCGGCUCAGUUAGAAGCAGAGGAGCGCACUUCACCAGGCAUCAACACAGCCAUGCUACCUCCUGCCGACACUUUCACCUGGGUGCUCCCCAGGCGCCCAUCUCAGCUGAGUUUCCUCUAGGACAUGCCAGCCAGCCCCCGCAGACAGGCCUGGCCACCCACCUGCCCCCGACGCACCAUCCACCCCUCACUGCCCUGCCCGGACCCCCUCAGUUUCAGGAUGUGCCGGGGCCUUCAUUCCUACCUCAGGCCUUACACCAGCAAUACCUCAUCCAGCAGCAGCUCCUCGAAGCGCAGCAUCGCAGGAUCCUCCCACACUCCAGAAGAGCCCAGGAGCGUAUUCCCCUGAACCCUCACAGACUGCGUUCGGGCUACGAGUACUCCCCGCCCCUCCAUGUUCCUCAGCCAAUGACACAACAACCGCGGUACCUGGCCGAAGGCACCGACUGGGAUCUCAGCGUAGAUGCUGGCCUCCCUCACCAUCAGUACCAGCUCCAGCAGCUUCCGCAGCACUAUCAGCAUUACCUGGCCUCCCCUCGAAUGCAUCACUUUCCCAGGAACACAUCCUCUGCACAAGUGGUUGUGCAUGAAAUCAGAAACUACCCAUACCCCCAGCUUCACCUGUUGGCGCUGCAAAGUUUAAAUCCUUCGAGGCACGCCACUGCUGUGCGAGAAAGCUAUGAGGAGCUGCUGCAGCUGGAGGAUCGACUGGGGAGCGUUAGCAGAGGAGCUGUUCAGACAACCAUAGAGAGAUUUACUUUUCCACACAAAUACAAGAAGAGAAAGCCCCUGCAGUUGAAGAUUGGGGAGGAGGAGGAAACAGAUGUUGAUGAAAAAUGUACCAUAUGUUUGUCCAUGCUGGAGGACGGAGAAGAUGUCAGGAGGCUGCCCUGCAUGCACCUCUUCCACCAGGGCUGCGUGGACCAAUGGCUGGCCACCAGCAGAAAGUGUCCAAUCUGUCGAGUUGACAUCGAAACACAGCUGAACCCCGACAGCUGAUGAGAUUCGACACUCUCGUGAUUCAGUCGCCCUCGUGGUGCGAUUCUUGCUUUCUUCCACCCCCGGCUCGCCAGCCUCCCCCACCUUACCCUACCCCACCCCACCUCCCUCGACCUCCUCCUUCCCGUCGGGUGCUUUGCCAAAUGUCUCCAGACUUCAUGUGACAUCACCACCCUUCUGAGUCACGCUUUACUGAGCCAAGCCAGGAAAACUAACUGCACGGAGAGGCCGCAAAGGACUCUCUUUAUAUAGAAGCACAUCCCUCUGGAAGCAAAAGACACACUAACAAACACAUACUCAUAUACACAGGGUUUACUUGUAGCUUGCUGGUCUUACGUGGGGUUGUUAUUGCUGUUGUGGUGUUGUACUGUAGGUAGCCUGGGGCUGUGUAGCAUGUCCUCAAAGCCAUGACUUAAUGUCCUGAGACUAGAAAACACAUAACCCCAGACCUAGCUGGCUACUUUUCUCUCUUCUCUUCAAUCUCUCUCUCUUGCUCUCUUUUUACACACACACACACACACACACACACACACACACACACACACACACACACACACAAAUAUAUAUUUCUCUCUUUUUAAACACAAUCAAAAUGAAUAUUCUGCCACGCAAGAAAGCUUAACAGAAUCUAAAUGCUCUGAUGCCAUGUUUACCUAAAGAUCAUUUGUGGUCGUAGUAGAGUAGCAGUAACCAAUAAGUGAGAUCUGGUGCGACCUCCUCGAGGCCAAGCACCAGCUAGCUGGGUGUUUUAAUUCUCUCAUGCAGCUUUUGACAUUUCGCAGUACAGUUGUGCGUUUACCUUGGGUUGGUGUCAUGUGCAGAUGGUGUGAUGUGAUUAGGUCUCAUUCACUGUCAGGGAAAACCCAGUGACUGCGAUGUUUUUGUGUUUGAAAUUGAAAAAGAAGAAGAAGACAAAAAAUAAUAGUGUUUUCACCAAAAUGCAUUAUGUCACAGUGUAGCUUGAAUCUCCGCACAGGUUUUAUGUCCACUGCCCAUGCCAUGUGUCACUUCAAGAGACUGCGUCUCACACAAACGUGUUAGGUGAAGAACACGGCCACCGGAGUGCUUAUACAACACAAAACCAAAAGAAACAAAAAGAAAAAACACAAAAAAACCUGAAAAGGGAUGAACAACAGAAGCUAUCAUGCACUGCAGAGCGAGGUGGGAGGAUUUAGCUGCCCUUGUACCUGCAUUUCCAUCUGGCACUAGGCCAGUGGCAGAACAGUGCACACUAAAAAACAAAAAAGGAAGAUUGCAUGUUUCAUUUUUUGGGUUUGGGGCUGUUGGCUGUGGUAGCGUUUCUUCACUUUUAAAAGGUACAGAGACGCCUGUGCAUGACUUAGUUAAUCUGAGCUGUGACUAUCUUCUGAACACUAACAAAUAUUAAUAAUAAUAAUAAUAAUUUUUAAAAAGUCAGUGGUUUGCUCCCCUGACUUGUAGCGCGUGUCAUCCGGUUCCCUUUGGUGGCGACCUUGGGAUCCUGUUUUUUGAUGUUUACCUUAUUGCCUAAAGAACAAGCACAUGUGACGAUAGUUAUAGCAACAAAAGUUUCUCCUCGGCAUCGCGUUUGGUUUAUAUAUAGGUACGGAUUCAUGCAGUGUUUUGAGCUGGGAGAGGAGCUUGCGUAUUGAUCUUGUGUUAUAUUUGUGUGACAGACCUCCCCUCGUGGUUGCUAUGCUGGUUGCUAUGCUGUAUUUGCUAGAACAUGUAGAAACGUGGUGCGACGGAGGCAGCCUCCCUCUCACAGUGCACACAGACACGAGACGACAGGACAGCAGGAAAGCAUUCAGGCUGUUAAAACACACACUCUCUCUAUCACCAUUUCUUCUCUCUUUUUUUUACCCUUUGUGUCAGCUUGUCACUUCAGUUCCACAGAGCUGUGUGUGUUUGUGUGUGUGCGCGUGUGUUACAGGACGCCUUUAGGACCCUCACUGUCCUCUCUGCACUGUGAUAGCAUAUAACAAGGGUAACACUUGGCCCAGAGACUCAAUUAACAAGGCUUACUUCUUCCUGUCUUGUGCACUGCCAGUGUUGACACUGCCUCCUCCUGUAGUGGAGUCAUCCGUGAUGAAAGUUGUCAUAGUUUACACAGGGUGUUGUCAGUUGAGAUGCCUUAAGUAUUUAACAAUCAUAAUUUAUUACUAACUGUAGAUACUGUGGGUAUGUAUUUAAUUUUAUAUAGUUUUUUUUUCUUUUUCUGGAGUUGGGUUGACUGAAUCAUAAUUUAUUUAUUUACAAAUAUAACAUGAAAAGGCUAUUAAAAAAUGGAUACCUCAUGUUUUUUGGUUGCAUUGUUUUAAAUGGGAAUGCUUUGCAUGCAGUUGUACUUUUUCGGAACACUAAAAGUAAAAAAAAAAGGGGAAAAAAAGUUCUGCUGUUUGAUCUCCACAAGCUGGCUGUGCGAUGUUUACUGACCAAGGCUGAGCUACUGAGCCCGUUCUCUCUCUUUCUCUCUCUCUCUUCCUGUCUUCUAUGUCUCUUUUUCUCUUUCAUGUGGUGCUGUGGAUCUUGGUUACAUUCCAUUCAAUGCAAUCUCUCCAAUCCCCCAUGCUGUGAUGUAGUGAACAAACUGCAAGUGAAUUGGUUUUGGUUUGUGACAAUUUUUUUCUUUUUUUUUCUUUCUUUUGCACUAACUUGUUUAAAAUGGGAACCCUCUCACUGGCAAAAAAAAAUAAUAAUUUUAGAUUAUUUAAAUGAACUGGCUUUUAUUUUUUUAUGCUCUGCUUCUCACACAAUGCACUAAGGGUCUUAAUGAAACAUGUUCCUUUGUUUUAACUCUUUGUGUUAUCUCUUCAGUUGUCAUCUCUCUAGUGUUUCUCUGUUCGUUGGUUUCUUAUGUUGUUGUUUUUUUUCCCAAAAUGCUUUGUAGAUUUAAGCAUAACAAGUGCCUCGCUUUAAGUGUUAGGGAAUAUUUCCAUAUAACGGAAACCAUGAACAACAAUCAGUCCAUCCACCAUGCCUUACUGGUUGCUUAGUUAAUUAAGUGAAUGGAAAACGAAGGAGCUGAGACAACAUUUGACUAAAGCCAUUAUAAUCAAUCAAUCCAAGUCAAGCUGUCCAAAAACUAGCUGCCGGUUUGUAGUACCGAAGCACUGCAUUGCUGUGGAAAUAGCUCUGACUAUAAAGAGGCAUGUUUCACCGUGGGCUUUACAGCGGUCCUUUCGAUGUACUUCUCCAUUCUGUUUUCUCCUCUUCUUUCCGUCUCCGUUUGAUUUUACCGUCCGUCCCUCCUCUCCGACUCUCUCUCUGUUUGCUUUCACAGUCUAAAAAAGGAAGGCAAGGAUUUAAAGCACAACCUUUUCUAAAGAACAAAAAACAAAUGCAUGUUUUCUCAGGUUUCAGUGUAGUCGCAAUGGUUUCAUAGUAUAUGGUGAAAAUAUAUACAAAGAAUAUAACAGAAAAAAAAUUAUAAAUUUUGUUGCUGCUUGAAUCUGACAAAAACCAACAAGUGAAGAGAAACUAUCCCAAAAAGUGCCAGUGAAAGGGCUGCCGCCAUCCUUGUAUGAAAACCUGCUGUUUAGCUGUGACUGCGCAAUGUUUUUUCAAAAUAGGAUAUUUUAUCUGAAAAUAGAACUAUUUAUCAUUAAUAUUAAAGCAAUAGCGCAUUAAAAUGGUUUUGAGCGUGUUGAUGAUGAAGUGGAUGAGCCUGUUAUGGGUAAAUGUUAGAUUUACAUUUGGUGGAAUUUUGUACUUUAUUUAUUAUUACUACUACUAAUAAUGAUGAUAAUGAUCUCAAAGGUUGCAUUGCUAAACCCAAACUGUUCUGGUUUUAAUUUUUAUUUUAUUUCAUGGCUUGUAUAUUAUCCUUUUAUAUGUGCUCUUUUUGUAAUAAACUUGAUAAAAUGGAAGUGAA
This is a messenger RNA of Haplochromis burtoni (Burton's mouthbrooder), 9084 nucleotides long. RefSeq names its product ring finger protein 165a (gene ark2ca). The coding region runs from base 4194 to 5231 and encodes 345 amino acids. The transcript is spliced from 8 exons. The record is from RefSeq and is a predicted model, not a curated record. Gene Ontology annotation, molecular function: ubiquitin protein ligase activity; zinc ion binding. Lineage: Eukaryota; Metazoa; Chordata; Actinopteri; Cichliformes; Cichlidae.